Molecule: messenger RNA, 3867 nt
Organism: Nothobranchius furzeri (turquoise killifish)
Lineage: Eukaryota; Metazoa; Chordata; Actinopteri; Cyprinodontiformes; Nothobranchiidae
Gene: tapt1a
Product: transmembrane anterior posterior transformation 1a
Biological process (GO): positive regulation of cilium assembly
Cellular component (GO): endoplasmic reticulum membrane; ciliary basal body
Source: RefSeq, a predicted model, not a curated record
ACGUGUUUUAAAAAGACGUCAGGUUUUCUCUUUUACGCUGCGAUGACGUUGCACAGAGAGUCCGUUGACCACAUUAAAGAUGGCGGACACGUCGGGGACCGAGCUGUCAGACGAGGCAGAAAUCAAAACUGAGCUAAGGAAACGGCACAUGAGACCGUGGGAGGACUUGCGCCGGUCGGGUAAGAUCGGGAAAACACCGGAGCUGCCAGAGACGUUGGGGUUUUACGACCUAAGUGCUGUUAGGAGGGAGCAGCGUGACCUCCCAGCAGAUCCGUCGUUGACACGCUUCAUUUGUGCAGAACUCACCAGAGGUUACUUCCUGGAACACAAUGAAGCAAAGUACACAGAGCGCAGGGAGAGAGUUUACACAUGCAUGCGAAUUCCCAAGGAGCUGGAGAAGCUGAUGAUCUUCGGCUUCUUCCUGUGUGCCGACGCCUUCCUGUACAUCUUCACCUUGCUGCCCCUCAGGGUGCUGCUGGCGCUGCUCCGUCUCUUCACCCUGCCAUGCUGUGGCUUCAGGGCUCGCACAUGCCCCCACUGCAGAAGAAGCAGCGGCUCACGAUUGCUGCAGCCAGCGCAGGUGUGCGACAUGCUGAAGGGCCUGAUCCUGGUCCUGUGCUUCUCCAUGAUGCAUUAUGUGGAUUACUCCAUGAUGUACCACCUGAUCAGAGGGCAGUCUGUCAUCAAACUAUAUAUCAUCUACAACAUGUUAGAGGUUGCAGAUCGCCUCAUCUCUUCCUUUGGUCAAGACAUUCUGGACGCACUGUACUGGACGGCCACCGAACCCAAAGAACGAAAAAGAGACAGCAUAGGAGUCAUCCCUCACUUUGUCAUGGCUGUGUCUUACGUCUUCAUUCAUUCUAUCCUCAUCAUGGUUCAAGCCUCGACGCUAAAUGUCGCCUUCAACUCGCAUAACAAGUCUCUGCUUACCAUCAUGAUGUCCAACAAUUUUGUGGAGAUCAAAGGCAGUGUGUUCAAGAAAUUUGAGAAGAACAACUUGUUCCAAAUGUCCAACAGUGAUAUCAAAGAGCGAUUCACCAGCUAUGUUCUCCUGCUCAUCGUUUGUCUCAGGAAUAUGGAGCAGUUCUCAUGGAACCCAGACCACCUGUGGGCGUUGUUACCUGAUGUUUUCAUGGUCGUCGCCUCCGAAGUUGUUGUUGAUGUCAUUAAACAUGCAUUCAUCACAAAGUUUAAUGACAUCCCUGCAGAUGUGUACAGUGAAUACAGGGCCAGUCUGGCCUUCGAUCUUGUCAGCAGUCGACAAACAAAUGCUUACACUGACUACAGCGACUCGGUGGCCCGGAGGAUGGGCUUCAUUCCUCUGCCUUUGGCUGUUCUGAAGUGUCCUUGCUGUUUGCAGCUUAUUCGAGUGGUGAUGAGUUCAGUGAAAGUGCAGGGAGCACUGUCAUAUACAUGUGUGUUCCUGUUUUAUCUUGGACUGGUAACACUUAAAGUGUUAAAUAGCAUCGUGCUGCUGGGGAAGUCAUGUGUUUAUGUCAAGAGAGCCAACAUGGAGGACAAACUAUUUGAGAAGCCCUCAACUUCUUCAUCAUCUUCUACAAAGAGCCCCAGCAAAACUGACCCAAGCAGAUGUGCUAAACCUCCAGGUAACUCCAAGGUGGACCAGAUUCCCUCUGCAACCUGCAAUUUACCUUCUCCUUCUCCCUCCCGCUCUGUGACCACCCAGCCAGCCCCCAGGACUGAUUUGCUUCCUCCCCCACUCACCGACACGUCACCUGCUGCUAGCAGUUCACUAACUGUAGGACCUCAGCCUGAAACUGAACUACCUGAACCCUCUCUGUCAAAUGAAGGGGAGCCAAUUGAAGCCUCAGAAUUGAAGCACAAGCCUCCCAAAAACGACCUGCUGGAGAUCGACCGCUUCACAAUCUGUGGGAAUCGAAUCGACUGAACUGCAGCAGCGGCUGAUGUAACAAGUGUCCACUCAGGAAAGACGGAGUAAAGGCUCACCGGCCGGGCCCUCCCAGCAGAAAGCUGAGUAUUUAUUAAAGUCUGUGACAAUACAGUAAGUUCAUAUGAACACAGACUCACAGUGUCAGACGAUUCUGCUGUUGUUGACACCUGAAGCUGAGAAGUUUGACAAAGAACACUUCAGGUGGCAGAAACAGAAGGAGACAGAGUGUGAGUGUGGCAGCAGAGUUGAUAAGAUGAGCUGCCAAGCGUGUGUGUGUGUGCGUGUGUGUGAGAGACAGCACAAGCACUUCAUCUAAGAGCAGCUGUGGGACCAGUAGGAGAGAAGUUUUCAGCAGCCAGAAAACAAACUUCAAGCUUUAACAUGAAAUAAAAUUCUAGAAUUGUUUUAAUUGCAAAGAUAUUUAAAACGGUUACAAAUGUUUGAAUUGUCUCUUAAUAGAAAAGCAAAGAACUCUCGGUGACGGUAAGGAAGGUUUUGUUUAUUUUUUAAUGUUUUGAUAUGCGCAUUUUUUGAUUUUUGAAAUUUUUUUACUUUUAAAAUGACAUUGUGUGUAUUCAAGUAAACUGAUAAACUAAAACGUGUGCACACAUUUCAAAACUUGAGUUUUUUGAGGUUCAAUCAUUAAUUGAAGCUUGAGCAACAUUUGAUGUUCUAAACAUGACUCCUUUUAACUGAUGACCUUAAGAAAAGCGGUUUGUUUACAUAACUGUUAGUUUAUCUGCUGGCUGCUCUGCUCCAUCAGCAGUGUACUGAUCUUUGAGGAAAGGUUCUGCUGACUGCAGGUCAGACGAUAGACAUCCUGUCAGCAGCUCACACAGCCAGAUGUCCAGCACUGGAGAAAGAAAGAUGAUCAAGGCCAAACUGCAUCCUCAUUUCUCUCCUGGUUUUGGUACUUUUUUAAUAAAACAAAGUAUGUGAAUAAAGGUAUUUUUAUCUUAAAAUACAUUUAGUUACUCAAACGGGGUACCACUGAGAGAUGUUUGCGCUGAGAUUACACUAGUGUUGCUUUGUCUGGGGACCGGUAUGUAGGAACUCAGGCCUUCUGGUAUGAAUGUUUGAACUGACGGCCAAAUUGGAUUUAAAUAUGGUCAUAUUUCCCUAAGCCGAUUAUUUCUUGUGUACAUCUUAGAACGCUGGAAGCAAUAUUCCCCUCAACAAAAGGCCGUCUUUGCAAACUGAUGAUUUUUGUGACCUUAAAACAAUAUUUGGAUGAGUUUUCUUAGUGUGGUGAUAAAAAAAGCAUACAUAAAUACAGCAGACUGGACAUCAGGUGUUGGUAACUGAUUUAAAGAACUAGGUUAAUUAUUCCCUGUACUUUAUUGUUAUAUUUCAAAACUACGUCAGGCAAUUUAACGUGCAUCAGUUGUGUUUUUCUGGCUGAAAUGAAUAACUUAAUUCUUUGGUUCCUCCUUUCUUUACAAAGUUUGUUUGUUUUAUCUAAACAUUUAAAUUGCUGUAUUUUUAAAGACCUACCCGCUCAUAAAACUGAGCACAAUCACAUCUGUCCUCAUUUUAUUGAAUUAUUAUAAAUGAAGAUGGUAAUAAGAAAAGGUAGUUAACAUAAUCUAGAAAUAUAUUUAAUAUUGCUUUGGUAGAAAGGAUGGGAUUAACACUUCUGUGUUGGAGAGAUUCCUUAUAGGAUGUGUAACCAUUCCAGUAAGACAUGAGAUUUUUGACGUUUGAUGGAUAUUGUUUUUAUGCUUCUGUUGGAUUUCCCCACUGAUCAGAACUUGGAUGUAUUUAGUUUGGUCUCCAAGUGUCCAGUAUAGAAGAGAUCUGACCCACAGCUGAGUCCAGCUGGGAAGAAGAGAACUAGAGAACUCUGUUCACAUGCCCGGUACACGGUACACUGCCUUUAGUUCAUCAGUUUGAUUUGGCUCCUAUAUUGAUGACUGUUGCAAAUAACAUUUUGAAAUAAAUUGUUUUUUUCUAAA